AUGGUCUUCUGUUCCCUGCUCGAGUACGCUGCGGUCGGUUAUAUCAACAAGCGGAUGAAAUUGCAGGCGAAAAAGAAGGAAGAUAAUCGCGAUUCGGGCACUUCAUCACUAAUGAUGAUGAAAGCGGUGCGGGUACACCGACGCUUCACAUGGAAGUGCCUUCUUCGACCGUCCAAUAUCGACAAGUACUCGCGAUGGAGCUUUCCUGCUCUGUUCAUCCUGUUCAACGUCGGCUAUUGGAGCUAUUUCCUCAGGAUCAGUCACAACGAUGCCGUGCUCAACACCGAUUUUUGA
This is a messenger RNA of Ostertagia ostertagi, 294 nucleotides long. The record is from the annotation of a GenBank genome assembly. Lineage: Eukaryota; Metazoa; Nematoda; Chromadorea; Rhabditida; Trichostrongylidae.